GUGUACCAGGCUUUAAAACAAAAUGGCUGCUAAUGUGGUGAAAGUUGCGUCGUCUGCGUUGGUUUCGGUUGAGUUUGAGGUUUUUGGUAAAGUUCAAGGUGUGUUCUUCCGAAAGUGUACUAAAAAGAAAGCUAUCGAGCAUGGCCUUGUAGGCUGGGUCAAGAACACAAAGACAAACACCGUAGUUGGACAAGCUCAAGGAUCAAAAGACAAGAUAAGCCUACUGAAGACUUGGCUUCGCACAAAAGGCAGUCCACACUCGGUUGUCCAACGGGCAGUGUUCAAGAAUGAGAAACCAAUUGAUCAACUUGUCUACACACAAUUUGACAUCAUAAGAUGAAAAGAGAUUACUGUUUUUUCUUACAUUUGUAAAUGAAAGUGUAAAUAUUAUUUUUAAUAUGAAUAUGGAUGCUGGUUACCGUGUGUUGGUGUUGUGUGGCUGCAGUGAACAAUUCUGUGUAAACUACAUGUGUCAUCCCAACUACAUUUGCAUUGUUUAAUACUAUUUAUUUCAUAUUUUAAUAAUAUGAGGCACACACAAUGCUGUAUAUUGUGUCUGCAGAGGGCGCUAUUGAAACUUCCUUAGUAAUGCAAGUAAAUAUGACCAAUAAAGGUGUUUUUCUAUCAAUGGUUCAGAUUUUGUAUCGUAGACACCAUUUAUACAUCAGGUCAACUGACAAGCGAUCACUUUUUAGCCUUGUUGACAGAUCACACUUCGAAUACUUUGACAUCACUGGGUUUCAAUCAGUUGUGCAAAUUGGCAUACACCAUAGAUAGAACUAGAUGGAAGUGCCUGUGUGAUUUGUUAACAUUUGGGUUUUGUAUUCACACCAAAUGAAGUAUUCCAGACAAGCAACAUUUUUCAUUUGCGUGCGAUGCCCGAAGAUAGAUUAUAAAAAAAUUAUAUUCUGUAAAAAAAUUAACAAGUUAUAAAUUAAUUAAUAUACAUCCGUCCUAAGUUUACUCAGUUUGUUUAUUAAUCUAAAUUUAAGUGUCAGUACUAUUUGGAUCAAGGUCAGUUUUAAUGUCCACAGUGUAUCAUAAUACCAAGUUUAAAUCUUAUUUGUAAUUCUAAUUUUGUGGGGUCAACUACAGCCUUAGCUGCCGACCUGCAGAGCUUAAAUAAAAUUGUUUGCUUCUGUAGAAUUAUUUAUGUUUUUAUACCACCAAAGCUGGGAGAUUCUAUUCUAUUCUAAGAUGGUACGUUUCAAAUGGUGACGGUUUAAAUUCAGUUCCAUUGUAGCUACUAUAGACCUUAUGCAUAUGAUGUCAUUUAAUUUAGGCAACCUUGGCUAGAGGUGAAAAGAAGGCUGCUAAUGGGAGACUUUGGAUCGCUAGUUGGCAGCAGAUUAUCCAGUAAAAUUCCAACGAUUAUUAAUUUUAACGUAGUUUUGAGCUUGCACACAUAACCUGAAGUCUGCUACCAUCUAGUGUCCCAAAAGUCCCACAUUGGCUCAUCUUGUUUACCUUGCAUACAUAAAUGUACGGUUUCCAUUGUUUCAUUCUACAUUGUUUUACCCUAUGACAGUGGCAUGAUUACUUCGACAAAAAGGUCUUUUGUGCUUUCAUGAGAGUCAUGGAAAUAAACGAGCAAUCCAGACAGAA
Molecule: messenger RNA, 1605 nt
Organism: Asterias rubens (European starfish)
Lineage: Eukaryota; Metazoa; Echinodermata; Asteroidea; Forcipulatida; Asteriidae
Product: acylphosphatase-1-like
Exons: 4
Coding region: 23-340 (105 amino acids)
Molecular function (GO): acylphosphatase activity
Source: RefSeq, a predicted model, not a curated record